ACUGAAGCUGCCUCACCUUCGUCUCCGUCCUCCAUCCACUCCGGCGCCGUCAUCUUCCGCACCAAACGCAACCGACGGGUCUCCCCUCAAUCAACUCCAUCGUCUCCGAAACAUUCCCAAUAACGGUCCAUCUCCAUCGACGCAUCCAAGCUGAACUGGCCGCAGCCCGCCCCUCUACACGCUUGCCCUCGUCUGCAUCCUCGUCGUCCUUAAAGGGAGGGGAAAGUGAACCACUUCUUCAUCCACCAGGUGUUACGCCAUGGAUCAGGCGAAGGAGGUGGAUCAGGUGAAGAUGGAGAAGGAGGUGGAGGUGGAGGUUAGUGCGGAUGAGGAUGCGGAGGUGGAUGAAGUGGAGAUGGAGAUGGAGAUGGAGGGGUUGGUGGUUGAGGAUGAGGAUCUGAACAAUGCUGGUUCUGAUGAGUUUCAUGAAGAAGUUAAGAAAUUUUUGGUUGAAGUGCAAAGACGGAAACAAGGAAAUGAUGGAAAAAAGGGAGAAUUAGACAGCUACACAAUUGGUAUACCUCUUUUGGUAGGGAAAAGUCAUCCCUAUUUCUAUGUAAUAGCCGAUAGUGCAAUAUUAUCCGAUCCAAAUUUCAAUGGAACAUACCUUGUUUAUUUUCGUGACGCAUCACCUAAUGAAAAUCAAACUCCGAAAGUGAAAGAUGCACAGCAUGUCCAAUUCCAUCUAUCGGACGUGAAAAUCCAAGAUGGAAUUGCUUUGAUUUAUGUCCCUCGUGGUAAAGUACCAAUACAGGCAGUCGAAAUUAGUGAUCGGCCUGUUUGUGAUAAUCAAACAGUGUAUUUGUUCAGCUACGAACCUAUUCCAAGGGAAGGCAAGAAAGGCAGGCUGACUCCAGGCAAUGUAACUUUUGCAGGUUUGGAGUUUCUUAGGCAUGACUGUGAUACUUUAGUUGCUGAUGAUAGCUCACGUGGGGACCAGGGAUCACCCCUUUUCAGCACUAGAGGUCAGCUUGUCGGUAUUAUAGAUGCAGAAGAUACACGUUUGGCUAUGAAUGGUGAAGGAAUAAGAAAACGAUUGAAUGCAAUGUUUAAUAGGAAUGAUGAGUGUAUGGAUGCAAUUUUGCAGCACGUGAGAACCAUUGGCGAUGAAAAAAGUCGUUGUUAAAAGGUCUUCAGAAGGGAGAACUUCAAAUCAUCAGCAGCAAGGAGCAAGGAGCCAGUCGGUUGCUGCUGCUAGCAUGAUCGAAGGAGUGUUCUGUUUUACUUUUAUAUUAAGUAGAAAGUAAUGGUUGAAAACCUUGGUGAAACUGCAUGCUUGAGUAGAGCAGCUAGAAAUGUUUGAAAUGUGGGAUGAGGGGGCGGCCUCAUUCUGCGAACUUUGAGAAACGCUGAUAUGUUUAUCGGUUUCAAUGGAAAAUGAAAUUGGGAGCUGUGAGCUCCUUCAGUUGGAAAAAAAUGUAACUUUUUUUUGUAAUGCUAUGUCCUGAUGUAAUCUUCUACGGAAUAUAUAUGUAAAAAGGAA
Messenger RNA from Lolium rigidum, 1483 nucleotides. RefSeq lists its product as uncharacterized. The coding region runs from base 260 to 1126 and encodes 288 amino acids. Lineage: Eukaryota; Viridiplantae; Streptophyta; Magnoliopsida; Poales; Poaceae. The record is from RefSeq and is a predicted model, not a curated record. The transcript is spliced from 7 exons.